This is a messenger RNA of Gavia stellata (red-throated loon), 1424 nucleotides long. It is a transcript of the gene WRAP73, whose product is annotated as WD repeat containing, antisense to TP73. Gene Ontology annotation, molecular function: protein binding. NCBI's taxonomy places the organism in Eukaryota, Metazoa, Chordata, Aves, Gaviiformes, Gaviidae. The transcript is spliced from 13 exons. Gene Ontology annotation, biological process: protein localization to mitotic spindle pole body; microtubule anchoring at mitotic spindle pole body; mitotic sister chromatid segregation. The record is from RefSeq and is a predicted model, not a curated record. Gene Ontology annotation, cellular component: microtubule organizing center; MWP complex; mitotic spindle. The coding region runs from base 43 to 1422 and encodes 459 amino acids.
UUGAAUCGCGGCGCGGCCGCUGCCCCCCUCCCUCGCCCCGCCAUGAACUUCUCGGAGCUGUUCAAGCUCUCCGGCCUGCUCGGCAGGUUCUCCCCCGACGGCAGGUGCCUGGCUUCAUGCGUGCAGUACCGUUUGGUGGUUCGGGAUGUGAAUACCCUCCAGAUCCUCCAGCUGUACACUUGCCUGGAUCAGAUCCAGUAUAUAGAAUGGUCGUCUGAUUCUCUGUUCGUAUUAUGUGCCAUGUACAAGCGCGGGAUUGUUCAGGUCUGGUCCCUGGAGCAGCCAGACUGGCACUGUAAGAUAGACGAGGGCUCGGCAGGAUUGGUGGCUUCAUGCUGGAGUCCGGAUGGUCGUCACAUUCUCAAUACAACAGAGUUCCAUCUGCGGAUAACCGUGUGGUCAUUGUGUACAAAAUCUGUGUCCUACAUCAAGUAUCCCAAAGCUUGUCAGCAGGGGGUAGCUUUCACUAAGGAUGGCCGCUAUAUGGCAGUAGCAGAAAGACGUGACUGCAAGGACUUCAUUAGCAUCUUUGUAUGCAGUGACUGGCAGCUACUGAGACAUUUUGACACUGAAACGCAAGAUCUGUUUGGGAUUGAAUGGGCUCCGAACGGCUGUGUUCUGGCAGUGUGGGAUACAUGUCUGGAGUAUAAAAUAUUGCUGUACUCCCUUGAUGGCAGACUGCUAUCCACGUAUCGGGCUUAUGAAUGGUCGCUAGGCAUAAAAUCAAUUGCCUGGAGUCCCAGCAGUCAGUUUUUGGCAAUUGGCAGCUAUGAUGGAAAGGUGCGUAUCUUGAACCAUGUAACUUGGAAGAAGAUCACAGAGUUUGAGCAUCCAGCAACUGUUGCUAACACCAAGACUAUUGUGUAUAAAGAAGUGGAGAAAUCCCCAUCUGUUGAAACAGAGAGACUUUCUUUCCCUCCAACAAAAGCGUUGGCUAGUUCUCUCUUCAGCACACAAAGUAAAUAUGACAUUUCCCAGGUGCCAAUUUCUUUACAGUACAUCAAACCAGUUGCUGACAGGGCAAAUCCCAAAAUGGGAAUUGGGAUGUUGGCAUUCAGUCCAGAUAACUGUUUCCUGGCAACAAAAAAUGAUAACAUUCCUAACGCUGUCUGGAUCUGGGACAUUCAAAAGCUGAAGCUGUUUGUAGUCUUAGAGCAGCUGUGUGCGAUCCAGUCUUUCCAGUGGGAUCCCCGACAACCUCGACUUGCUGUAUGUACAGGAAAUAGCAAAGUCUACUUAUGGUCCCCAGCUGGCUGUGUGUCAGUGCAGGUGCCAGUGGAAGGUGACUUCCAGAUCGUCUCUCUCUCCUGGCAUUCUAGUGGAGACUCCAUGGCGCUUCUGAGCAAGGACAGCUUUUGUGUGUGUUACUUAGAAAGAGAAGAGCCUCGGUCUCCACAAAAUGAAGAACGAAGAACAAAUUGAGU